Cydia strobilella is the source of this 3788-nucleotide messenger RNA. Its product is annotated as peroxidase-like. The record is from RefSeq and is a predicted model, not a curated record. The transcript has 14 exons. NCBI's taxonomy places the organism in Eukaryota, Metazoa, Arthropoda, Insecta, Lepidoptera, Tortricidae. Gene Ontology annotation, biological process: response to oxidative stress. The coding region runs from base 145 to 2223 and encodes 692 amino acids. Gene Ontology annotation, molecular function: heme binding; peroxidase activity.
ACGGCUUAGUCCUCAGCAAGCCGCGCCGGUGGUGGCACCCGCGUAAAGCUCAUACUACAGUACAGUACCUAAAAAACCUAUUUAGGCAGUUCUCGUGUAACGAAAGUGGUGGUGCUUCGAUUACAAUUAUAAAUUCUAGGUACGAUGGCGAGGGUCUUUGCCAUAGUGCUGGCGUUAUGCGGCGCUGCGCGCGGCCAGGGCUACCACGGCCACGACGUGUCCUCGGCGAACGGUCGGGUAUAUUACCUGCAGGACACCUCAAGUCCAGUGCAGAAAUUUGACGACGCCUUAGGCACGGCCUCUGCGUUUUCUCCUUUACCAGCUAGGUUACCUGUAAACGGAUUUGGCGGACCAGCCUCACCGGGACAUCAGGCCGGCAGUCCACUAAGCAGUUUCAACAAUCCGCCGCCUCCUUUGGGAAACGGCGUGGAUAUCUCAGGGUUGACAUGCGGGCUCGCGCCGCCGUUCUGUGGAAGGUCUCGAUACCGAAGCAUCGACGGUUCCUGCAAUAACCUCCAGCGGCCCGUGUGGGGCAUGCCGCAGACGCCCUAUGGACGAUUAUUACCUUUCAAUUACGCUGACGGUGUAAGCGCUUGGCCAGUGUCUUCGACGGGGCAGCAAUUGCCAAACCCGCGCACAAUCAGCCUGGCACUGUUCCCUGACAAGAACCUCGUAGACCCAGUAUGGAACCUGAAUGCCCAGCAGUGGGGCCAGAUCAUCACGCACGACAUGUCGCUCACGGCUGGAGUUACUCAGACUCACAAGGAGCCGGUGACGUGUUGCGACGACAGCGGGCAGCUGGCGCCCGACGCGGCCACCAACCCGCAGUGCCGGCCCAUCCUCAUCCCGCCGGGCGACCCCGUGCACGCGCCCUACGGCACGCAGUGCAUGAACUUCGUCCGGACCGCGUCCACCAGGGACAGGGGUUGCACGCCACCGGCAGCUCCCGCCGCCCCAUUGUCAGUAGUGACCGCGUAUAUGGACCUGUCGCAAGUAUACGGCAGCAGCAUCGGACAAGCGGCGCCGCUUCGGGAGUACCGCGGGGGACGCAUGGCAACGGUGCUGCGAGGAGGCCGCGAGUACCCCCCGCAGGACCCCAACGUGACAGUCACCUGCGAGUCCGCGCAGUCGCCCAACGAGCCCUGCUACUUGGCAGGUGACAUCCGAAUGAACCAGAACCCUCAGCUGACGGUGCUCCAGAUCAUCUUGCUGCGCGAGCACAACCGCAUCGCGGACGCGCUCGCGCACCUCAACCCGCACUGGAACGACGAGACCGUCUUCCAGGAGGCACGGCGCAUCAACAUCGCUGAGAACCAGCAUAUCAACUAUUAUGAAUACUUGCCCAUCUUCCUUGGCGCUGAGAACAUGAUAAAGAACAAGCUGAUCUACCCGGGCGUGCGGGGUUACGUGAACGACUACAACCCCCACGUGGACCCGUCUGUUCUCGACGAGCAUGCCACUGCCGCCUUCAGACAUUUCCACACGCUCAUCCGCGGCUUCCUUCAGCUGAUAUCUGAAAACCGCAAACUACUUGGGGCGGUGCGCAUGAGUGACUGGUUCAAUCGGCCCCUUAUUUUGGAGAUCGGCAAUACAUUCGAGGACUUGGCUCGGGGCUUGGCGACGCAACAAAUGGAUUUUAGCGACCAAUUCUGGAGCAGCGAGAUAACACAGUUCUUAUUUAAACGUAACAACACGGUCGGAGGCGAUUUGCGUGCGACCGACAUCCAGCGAGGCCGCGACCACGGGCUGGCGAACUACGGGUCGACGCGCGCCGCGUGCGGCCUGCCCGUGCCCGCCACCUUCCACGACAUGACCGACUACAUAUCCCCGGAGAACGUGCGAGUACUAGAGCAGCUGUACGCGAGCCCCGAGGACGUGGACGUGGUGGUGGCGGGCUCGCUGGAGCACAACGUGCCGGGCGCGCAGGCCGGCCCCACGUUCCUCUGCAUCCUUACCGAGCAGUUCUACCGCACGCGCGUCGGCGACCGCUUCUUCUACGAGAACGGCGCUGACCCCGUCACCGCCUUCACGCCAAGUCAGCUGGAGAGCAUCCGCCGCGGAGCCUCGAUGGCGCGGCUGCUGUGCGACAAUGCAGACGGCAUCCACAUCAUGCAGCCCAAGGCCUUCGAGCAGAUUAGAAGAAGAAACCAUCUAAUGCCGUGCGACCACUUGCCAGCUAUCGAUCUCUCGUUAUGGAAGGAUGCCACCGGAUCGUUCAAAUGAACAUUCGAUUAAUAAAUUAUGUAAAAUUAAAUAUAUAUAUCGUUAGAUAAUAAGUAUUAAAUACCUGACAAUUGACCUCAUUGAACUAUUACCUUUUAGGGGUGUUGUAUCUAAUGUGCCUAGAUUUAUUGAAACAUUUGAAACGCUAAGUUACCCAAUGGUUGUGAUUAUUAUUUGACAUAACAAAUCAACUGUAACAUUUGCCAAUAGUUUUAAGGAAUUUAUACUUCUUGCCUUUAUAAUAUAUAUGUACUCUUCCCAUUAUUUCUUUUUCCAAGAAAAAAAUAGGAAGUAUUUAUUUAUCUACAUUUGAUUGUUAUGUAAAAGGACGUAUGUUUUAAUUGUUGCUGCAUUCGUAUCGGUACUUUCAAAUUGAGAGAUUAUUUUUGAUAUUAAUUAACAACUUUUUAGUUGUAAAUAUAAAAUAUAUUAAGUACAUGUUAAUAAUUUAAAAAUAGAUUCGAAUGUACAUAAUAUACGUUAUAUAUGACAAGUGAGAGCCAUUUGAUAUUUUUAACUUAUUUGUGUAAAUGUUUUGCCACUUGCAUUUUUGUGAAAUAGGUGGUACAGUCAGUCAGUCACCAUCAGAUAUAUCGGAGCAACCAAGGUGCUCACAAGUGUUCCAAUUGUUCUACCCUUCAGAAAUGUCUAUGGAGAAUUACCUACUAGCCGAGGUCGGCUUGCAAACAUGCUAUUUUGUAAAAAAAAGUAAACAAAAACCUGAAAUAAGAUGAAUCUUGAACCAUUUACCUAUUGCACGCCACGUGUUAAGUAGGUAUCUAGUUUAUUAAUUAUCGAUUAAGAGUCCCCGGCAAGCUCGGCCCAAUGUAACCUUCCCAUACAAACGGAGUUUCGUUCUCAUUUUAAAACUACGUGUUGGAUUGUAAUGAAACUUUGCAUAUACAGAAAGUUUCAGAGUAUCUAGCUAGUCGUGAGAGCGUAACUACGUUUGUAUGGAGAACCGAUCUUGCCGGGGACUCUUAAAUUUAUUGAUAAAAAAACCGGCCAAGUGCGAGUCGGACUCGCGUCCCAAGGGUUCCGUACAUUACACAAUUUUGUCUUUAAAAAACCCGUAGGGGUCGGAUCAAAAGCUAAGUAAUUAAUUCCGACUCACGCUUGACUGCACAUUUCUAAUAGGUUUCCUGUUUUCUACAGGUAAAGAACAGGGGGGGGGGGGGGGUAAUGGUCAUGUUUUGCUUAUAUUCUUGAAUAACUUCUAAACUGUUUAUCCUAAAAUUAUAAAAUAUAUAUAUUUGAAACAUACAUAUGUGUACCAAAUUUCAACGUAAUUGGUCUAGUAAUUUUGGAGAAAAUAGGCUGUUACAGACGGACAGACAGACAGACGGACGAGUGAUCCUAUAAGGGUUUCGUUAAAACACACUUACUCGAAAACUCCUAUUUAAAGAAAAUAAUCUGUAAGUAGAUAUUGUUUUUUUAACCAAUUUCCAAAAAGAGGAGAUUCCAUGUUCGCGAGUAAGAUUGUUUUAUUGUAUAUAAAAGUUGUCUAGUACCUAUGUUAAAGUAUGUAUGAUUGAUUACGAAAAUAAACAGUAAUACUUUACCUA